AUGGAAGUAACCCUACCAACUCCAUCGUCUUCUCAUGCAUUGCUCCGAUCUGGAUCACAGUACUUUGCUGAGGAAGAAGCGUUUGAAGUGAUCGUCACGGUCGAUCCCGAACAACUCAAAACAGCGGAUCACGAAGACAUCAAGCUGCGAAACUUGCCGACAUCCUUUCAUCUUUCCGGCGAAGAUCCGGAAGCUGGGGUGAUUGCCAGUCCUGGCACUCGCGUGGACUCCACAGUAGUCGGGGGCGUGGACGAUUUGAUUGGUUUGACUCAUUUGCACGAACCCGCUAUUCUACACGCUCUUCGAUUGCGUUACGAUGCGGACAUCAUUUACACCGCCACCGGACCUAUUUUGAUUGCAGUCAAUCCUUUCAAGAGAAUGGACCACAUCUACAACGAUAGUGUUAUGGAAACCUAUCGCGUGCAGGGUGAAGAAGGAACUCGACGUUUGGCACCGCAUGUCUAUCAGACCUCGGACGACGCAUACCGUCAACGCAACGCACCGACAAACCAGAGUGUCCUAGUUUCGGGAGAAAGUGGAGCUGGAAAGACUGUCACCACCAAGAUUGUGCUCAACUACUUUGCCAUGCUUUCCAAACGCCGUGCUGAGACUACACGAUCGACACCCAGCAAGAGUGGUAGUCCGGCGAGAGAAGGCGUCAGUAUCGAGCAGCAAGUUCUGAAGAGUAACCCAAUCCUGGAAUCAUUUGGUAACGCUCGUACCAUUCGGAACGACAACUCUUCGCGAUUUGGAAAAUACAUUGAUAUUCGUUUUACACGAUCCGGAAAACUCUCCGGAGCCUCGGUGGAAACGUACCUUCUUGAAAAGGUACGCUUGAUUCACCCUGGUCUGGGCGAACGUAAUUACCAUGUCUUUUACCAAUUCUUGGCAGCCGCGACACCUCGGGAGCGUCGUGAACUAUAUAUUGGAAAUAUGCAAUACGGAGAUUUCAGACUUCUAAGUCAAAGUGGUACUUACGACCGCCGCGACGGCGUUAGCGAUGGAACGAACCAUCAGGAAAUGUUGGAUGCUAUGUCUACGAUGGGAUUUUCUCCAGAGAUAAUACGAUCCCUCAUGCGGCUAGUCACCGGAGUGUUGUUUGCCGGAAACUGCACAUUUACGUCGUCUCGGGACGGUGAGUCUUGCCGACUUGACGAGACAGAUGCGGCCCUUGCUUGCGCCGCGCUCCUCGGGAUUUCAUUUGAAGGGCUGGCUGCCUCCUUGACCGCCCGUGUCAUCCUCGCCGGUGAUGAGAUUGUUCAUAAGCCGCUGACAAUCGAAGAGUCCACCAAGGCCCUGGAAGCUUUAAUAAAAGCAGUAUAUGGAGCAAUGUUCGAUUUCAUUGUGGAAACUGUCAACGAAAGUAUUGUCGACGAACGAGCAACUGAUGGUACGGCAUCAAUCGGUGUCUUGGAUAUCUUUGGAUUUGAGACUUUCGAGACCAAUAGCUUUGAACAGCUGUGCAUUAACUAUACCAACGAGGCACUUCAGCAGCAAUUUAACAAAUAUGUUUUCAAACUGGAGCAGCAAGAGUACGAGAAGGAGGGCAUUAUGUGGAAAUUCAUUUCAUUCCCCGACAACCAGGAUGUGUUGGAUUUGAUCGACAAGAAGCAUACCGGUGUUUUGGCUCUUUUGGAUGAACAAUGCAUUCUCCCAAGAAGUACGGACGAAAAGUACACUCGCUAUCUGUACGGACGUUGCGAUAAUCACCCGCGUUUCAACGCUUCAUCAGCACAACGCGUAGACCAUCUAUUCAGCAUUGAACAUUAUGCCGGUUAUGUUGAGUAUAAUACGGAUUCUUGGAUUGAAAAGAAUAAAGACCAGCUUCCAGCUGCGUCGUCUGAUCUUCUCAAGUCAUCCACUUUUGAAUUUAUCAAUGAGAUUCAAAAGUUCGUUCGAAGUGAAGAACGUGCUGGGCGCGGAACAGUAGCCACGAAAUCAGUCAGCUCCCAAUUUUCAACACAAUUGCGAAUUUUGCGCGCCCGGAUUGACGAGACCGUGCCGCACUACAUUCGUUGUCUCAAACCUAACGACGAAUUAGCUUCUGACUAUUUCGAGCCGAAGAACGUUGUUGAGCAGUUGCGAUGCGGUGGAGUCUUGGAGGCUGUCCGUGUCAGCCGUGCUGGUUAUCCUACACGCUAUCCACAUGAAGUUUUUCUAGCCCGGUACUAUAUCCUUGGUGAUCAAAGAGAUGAAACGCCGCAGAAAAGUGUUUCCGAGUUCGAGUCAUUGGAUUUUGCUUCUCGAUGUGCUGUGGCAGGUCUUCAACUCGGUCGUACGAAAGUCUUUUUGCGUCGUGAGGCAUUCGACCGUAUUGAAGGAAUGCGCUCUGAUAAAUUUCAUUUUGCCGCGUCCCUGAUCCAGAAAGUUGUGCGUGGGAAGCUUGGUGUGACACACUACAUGCAGAUGCGCCAAGCUGUGAUUAUCAUACAGAGCACUUUUCGCAUGAAGCUUUCGUGCUAUCGUGCAGAAGGUUUGCGCUAUUUGGGUGCUAUCGUCAAGAUUCAAAAUGCUUGGCGCGGGUGUUCCGCUCGCAUAUUCAUGGAAGAAAUCGUGAUGGCUCGUCGCUACGCUGCUAUUGUAAUCCAACGGGCAUUCCGG
This is a messenger RNA of Phaeodactylum tricornutum CCAP 1055/1, 2601 nucleotides long. RefSeq lists its product with no specific name. Gene Ontology annotation, molecular function: actin filament binding; ATP binding; microfilament motor activity. The annotation marks the transcript as partial. Lineage: Eukaryota; Bacillariophyta; Bacillariophyceae; Surirellales; Neidiaceae. Gene Ontology annotation, cellular component: myosin complex; actin cytoskeleton; vesicle. The transcript has 5 exons. Gene Ontology annotation, biological process: vesicle transport along actin filament; actin filament organization. The record is from RefSeq and is a predicted model, not a curated record.